This is a messenger RNA of Paraphaeosphaeria sporulosa, 1619 nucleotides long. Its product is annotated as ATPase get3. The record is from RefSeq and is a predicted model, not a curated record. NCBI's taxonomy places the organism in Eukaryota, Fungi, Ascomycota, Dothideomycetes, Pleosporales, Didymosphaeriaceae. Gene Ontology annotation, biological process: post-translational protein targeting to endoplasmic reticulum membrane. The transcript is spliced from 3 exons. The coding region runs from base 263 to 1288 and encodes 341 amino acids. Gene Ontology annotation, cellular component: GET complex. Gene Ontology annotation, molecular function: ATP binding; ATP hydrolysis activity.
GGUGCAUUGGACACAGCCAAACCAACAAGCUCUCCUUCUCGAAGCCUUUGCAUUUCACCUUUCCCCAAAAAGACGAAGCAGCAAGCGUCUGUUCUCGACUAUCCCACCGUAGGCCUACCUCGACACACCCCACGGAAGCUUCUCGAACCGUGCACAGCUAGACGCGGAGUCGCAGCCAGGCUCAGAACACAGACACGCUCCCUGCCACAUCUAUUCACCCUUCGCCUCGCAUAUCGAAGACCCGAGUGAGACGUUAUCCGCCAUGGCAAACGCCGCAGUGCUCAACGACGAGGACGUCAUGGAGCCCACGCUCCAGUCCAUCAUCGACCAGAAAACGCUGCGCUGGAUAUUCGUCGGCGGAAAAGGUGGCGUGGGCAAGACGACCACGUCGUGCUCGCUCGCCAUCCAGCUCGCCAAGCACCGCAAGAACGUCCUCCUGAUUUCGACCGACCCCGCACACAACUUGAGCGAUGCCUUCAACCAGAAGUUCGGCAAGGAUGCGCGCAAGGUCGACGGCUUCGACAACCUGAGCGCCAUGGAGAUUGACCCGAACGGCAGCAUCCAGGACUUGUUGGCGCAGGGCGGCGAGAGCGCCGAGGAGUCUAUGGCCGCGCUGGGAGGUAUGGGCAACAUGAUGCAGGAUUUGGCCUUCUCGAUACCCGGUGUCGACGAAGCCAUGUCUUUCGCCGAAGUUCUCAAGCAGGUCAAGUCGCUCUCCUACGAAGUCAUCAUCUUUGACACCGCGCCGACCGGCCACACUCUCCGCUUCCUGCAAUUCCCCACCGUCAUGGAGAAAGCCCUCUCCAAGAUCUCCCAGCUAUCCCGCCAGUUCGGCCCCAUGCUCAAUGGAUUCCUCGGCGCUAGCGGUCGCCUCCCCAACGGCCAGAAUAUGGACGAGCUCAUUGAGAAGAUGGAGACCCUUCGCUCCACCAUCAGCGAGGUGAACGAGCAGUUCAAGAACCCCGACAUGACCACCUUUGUGUGUGUCUGCAUAAGCGAAUUCCUCAGCUUGUACGAGACGGAGCGCAUGAUCCAGGAGUUGAACAGCUACGAGAUCGACACUCAUGCUAUCGUCGUGAACCAGCUGCUGUUUCCCAAACAGGACAACCCGUGCGAACAAUGCAACUCGAGACGGAAGAUGCAGAAGAAAUACUUGGAUCAGAUCGGGGAGCUGUACGAGGACUUCAAUGUCGUGAAAAUGCCAUUGCUUACCGAGGAGGUGCGCGGCAGUGAGAAACUGGAGAAAUUCAGUGAGAUGCUAGUUAAGCCAUAUCAGCCGCCCGUGUAAACUACUAUUAGAACGAAGGAUAUUCGGGUGCGAUUUCAGGGCUUGAGUAAUUUCGAAUAGCUGCUGGACGAGCCUAGAAAGGACGAGCGCUUCCUGCACAUUAUGUUAGGCGCAGCGAUCAAGAUAUGGGCCUGUGGAGAGCGAAAUAUACCCGGGAAUACUGUUGAUUUCCAUUGGAUUUUUCAGUCACGUUGCUUCAAGUACCUGAGAUGCGGCUGUGCAAACAAUUGCGGCAAACACGUACCUCGCUCACGCAAUAACACGAUGAUGAAAUUUCUGCAUUACAUUCGACCUAUACAACUCUAAAUACCAGACACUCGUCGCCCUUCUC